AUAGUAAAUCUGUUAUUGUGGCCAUGACUGGUGCUGCAUACCGGGGUGGGGUUCUGCGCGCCUCCCCCACGUCUCUGAUGCUAAUAAAGGGGCUUUACCCGGAUCUACCGCAGCAGACAUUGCUGCGGCUGCGGCUCCUCCCUGCGCUUUUAUCGCCAUAUAACAGGAUAUCUCACUGGCGCGAAAAACGCACUGUGGGCUCUCUAUUGUGAGGCGGGCGGGUCUUGCGUUUGUUGUCUGAGCCCCGGCGGUGUUUUUUCUGCUUUUAAUUUAAAGUAGUAUUUCUUUAAUAGUAAACUGAAACAGAUUUCCAGACAGCGUCCCCUUUCUCUGCCGCUUUACAGUCAAUGGUGUCAGCUUCUUGUGACUUCAUCAGCUGAAACAGGCGGAUUUUAAUGUGCUGAAUUGCGCUUUUGGAACCUGCAGAGAUCCGGAUCUCCCUCAUUUCUGGGAUUAUCGUGGAUUUUAUCAGCCUAAACAUGGAGUUUGAUUGUUUCCAGUCUUACUUUUUUCACGAUUUCGACACCGAGGAGGAUUUUUAUAAGUCCACUGCGCCCAGUGAGGAUAUCUGGAAAAAGUUCGAGCUGCUGCCCACCCCUCCCAUGUCCCCCCACAGGACUCUGUGUGACUCUGCCCUGCACUUCUCUCCGGGGGACAAGUUAAAUUGGCUGACCAAGGUGCUGGGGUCAGAUGAGGUGUAUGAGGGUACGUUCACGCCCGACCCCACGGAGCUUUUUGAUAACCUCAGCGCGCACAUCAUCCAGGACUGCAUGUGGAGUAGUUCUGAGAAAGUGUCGGCGGCUGCGGCACAGACCCCGGCUCCCCAACAGAUCUCAGUCCGGGCCACCAAGACGCAGUGCGCCUCAACGGGUGGUCUCAUCUCCGCGGCUAUAGACUGCGUGGACCCCGCCGCCGUUCUCACCUUCCCCGCCAGCAGCUGCAGAAAGCCGGCGUCGUCUGGCUCAGAGUCUCGCUCUGAUUCCUCCGACGAUGAGGAAGAAAUCGACGUGGUCACAGUGGAGAGCAAGCAGAACCGAGUGCGGCUGCUGAGUGGGAGGAAACCCGUCACCAUCAGGGUCCGCGCGGACCCCUGCCCCAAAAGCUUCCACAUGUCCAUCCAUCAGCAGCAGCACAACUACGCCGCCCGCUCGCCGGACAGCGACCCAGAAGAGGAUGAGGAUGAUGACGAUGACUACGAAGAAGAGCCUCUGAGCAAGCGUGCCUGCACGACAUCCCACCAGCUGCCGCCUUCCCCCUCGGACACCCCGCUGAACUCGGAUGCGGAGGACUCUGACCGCAGGCGAAACCACAACUUUCUGGAGAGGAAGAGGAGGAACGACCUCAGGUCUCGCUUCACCGCCCUGCGGGAUCAAAUCCCCAGCCUCGAGUCGGCCAAGGCCCCCAAGGUGGCUAUCCUGACCCAGGCAACGGAUUACCUGGAGGAGCUGCAUCUCAGCGAGAGGCGGCACCUUCAGGAGAAGAAGCGCCUCCGAUCCAGGCAGCAGCAGCUUCUCCGCAGAUUAUCUGAACUCAAACGCUCCUGAGACUUAAUAACAACUGCCUCAUUGACAGCAGAUAACUUCUACCCUCACAAAAAAUGUAUUACUUGUCACUUUCAAUGAAAGCUAUUCUUUUAUAAGCGCAACUUGCCUCCUGUAAAUAGCUGUGAAAUAUGUUCUAAAUGAAAUCAUAUGGCUGUGGGCUUCCUGUCAAAUCCACUGCCACGCCCUGUGAACCUGCUAAGGGGAGGAGCAGUUUGCUAUGAUGUGCUGUUUUGUUUUGUUUUGUUUUUUUUUUUUUGUUUUUUUUGCACAGUUUUGAACAAUGGGUCAUAAUUGUUUUUUAUUGCUAAUGCAAAGCUAUUUCCAGAUAUGCUGUGAUAAGAAAUAUUUUAUAUUUGACAAACAUUUAAACCAGUGAGGCAGGAAAAAAAAAAAUCUUGGAUUUCAUGUUUUCAUUUCAUUGUUGCACAACAGACCAAAAGUUUGGACACACAGUUGUAUCCAAACCUUUGGUCUGUACUGUGAAUGCCUUUCUGUUUGCAAGCGUGAAUGAAUAAUGACUUGAUGUAUAAAUAAAUCCUUUUGUAAAUAAUAGCAUAUUUCUCCGGGUAAAGGUGACAAAGCCAGGGUUUGUCUUACAACUUUGCUCCUCUGUGCCACCAGACUUCUAUUUUUUGUUAAGAAAGUAGGAAAAAAAUGAUAAAAAAGGAAAAAAGUAGCACCGCUGUACUUUAUAUUCACAUGUCACUUUGUGAUUUCAAUGCUUCUCUGAUUGUUGUUGUUUGUUUUUAUUUUUUAAAGCAUGAUAAACUCAAAGCAUCAUUAAAUUUUUAUACCAUAUUUACAUACAAA
This is a messenger RNA of Gambusia affinis (western mosquitofish), 2354 nucleotides long. It is a transcript of the gene mycla, whose product is annotated as MYCL proto-oncogene, bHLH transcription factor a. The coding region runs from base 480 to 1544 and encodes 354 amino acids. The record is from RefSeq and is a predicted model, not a curated record. Lineage: Eukaryota; Metazoa; Chordata; Actinopteri; Cyprinodontiformes; Poeciliidae. Gene Ontology annotation, molecular function: protein dimerization activity; RNA polymerase II cis-regulatory region sequence-specific DNA binding; DNA-binding transcription factor activity, RNA polymerase II-specific. Gene Ontology annotation, biological process: regulation of transcription by RNA polymerase II. The transcript has 3 exons.